Messenger RNA from Aspergillus chevalieri, 1497 nucleotides. Its product is annotated as cytochrome P450. NCBI's taxonomy places the organism in Eukaryota, Fungi, Ascomycota, Eurotiomycetes, Eurotiales, Aspergillaceae. The coding region runs from base 1 to 1497 and encodes 498 amino acids. Gene Ontology annotation, molecular function: monooxygenase activity; iron ion binding; heme binding. The record is from RefSeq and is a predicted model, not a curated record. The transcript is spliced from 6 exons.
AUGAUAUCCGCUUCAUCGGCCAUUCUACUGGCUGUGCUUCUAACAGCCCUUUGGCGACUAAGCCUCAUAGGCCAAAGACCCAAAGACUAUCCCCCUGGACCGCCCACGCUCCCCAUCCUUGGCAACCUGCACCAGAUCCCAAAGGCGAAGCGUCAUAUACAGUUUGAAAAAUGGGCUCGUCAGUAUGGACCAGUCUACUCACUUAUGCUGGGGACGAAGGUUAUGAUUGUUCUCAACACGGAUGAUGCCAUCAGAGAGCUCGUGGAUAAACGGGGUGCCAUCUAUGCUUCCAGGCCGGAGUCUUUCAUCGCCCAGGACACCAUCAGCGGAGGGCUUAGAAUCUUGUGGAUGCACAAUGGCGAAACGUGGAAAAUGGCCCGGAAGCUCGGGCACCGUAUUCUCAACCUCGCGACUGCACGCACUUACGUGCCAUAUCAGGACCUAGAGACUAAGCGGAUGCUCCUUGACUUUUUAGAAAAGCCCGAAAGCUUUAUCGAACAUAUGCGCCGGUUCUCUGCCUCUUUGACAACCCAGAUGACAUUUGGCUUCCGCACAACCACCAUUCAUGAUCCCCGAUUCAAGGAGAGCUUUGAUAUAUUUGAUGAGAGUUGGGAGUUGGUUGCUUCUCCAAUCGCCGGGCUCAUGGACUUCUUCCCCUUCCUCAGGAAGCCAUGCGUCUGCGUCGACCUCGUAAAGCUCCAAAAAGAAGAAUCCUUCUCCGACGACUUCGCCGCCUAUAUCGGCGGGUCCCUCCUGCAAGCCGGUUCCGAGACAACAGCCGGAGUUCUCGUCGGCUUCAUCCAAGCCAUCACCAUCUUCCCAUCCGUUGCCAAAAUAGCUCAAGCAGAGAUUGACCGCGUCUGCGGAGACGGUCUCCCGGAUCUAAACGACGUUCCUGAUCUACCGUAUGUUCGGGCGUGUGCGAGGGAAACACUACGGUGGAUGCCGGGGUUCCUGCUGGGGUUGCCUCAUGCUGCUACUCGCGAUGAUGUGUAUCUGGGGUAUCGGAUACCGAAUAAGGCGACUAUCCUAAUGAAUGUUUGGGCCGUUCACAACAACCCCGAACAAUACCCGAAUCCCCGAACCUUCGAUCCUAGACGCUAUAUGGACCACGAGUAUUACCCACAAAGCGCGGCCAACACAGAAGUCAGCCGGGAUCAUUUCGCCUUUGGUGCAGGUCGGCGCAAAUGCCAGGGUAUCCACAUCGCAGAGCGGUCUCUUUUCCUGAGCAUUUCUCGUUUGCUUUGGGCGUUUGAUUUCAAGAGGACUAUUGAUCCGGUCACGAAGCUGGAGAUCUUCCCCAAUAUGGAUGAUCUUGCUGAUGGCGCAUUUACUCAGCCAAAUGUGUUUCCGGCGAGGAUUGUUCCUAGGAGUGAGGAUAAGGCUCGACGGGUGAGGGAAGAAUGGGGGAAGGUGUUGGAGUUGCUUGAUGGGGAUAUGCAAUGGAGAACUGUUCCUGAGGGGUUAAUUUGGAGGGACUACGAGAUUGUUGCGUAG